Molecule: messenger RNA, 1843 nt
Organism: Chenopodium quinoa (quinoa)
Lineage: Eukaryota; Viridiplantae; Streptophyta; Magnoliopsida; Caryophyllales; Amaranthaceae
Product: PI-PLC X domain-containing protein At5g67130-like
Exons: 8
Coding region: 517-1620 (367 amino acids)
Biological process (GO): lipid metabolic process
Molecular function (GO): phosphoric diester hydrolase activity
Source: RefSeq, a predicted model, not a curated record
AAUCUUAGGGGGAGGGGUGGGUAUGGGAGGGAUUCCAUGGAUAUGGGGGGGAAUUAGAACUCCAUGGAUAUGAGAUUCCAUUACCAAAAACCUCAAUCAAACAAAAAACUAGAUGGAAUGGAUUCUAACUCUAUUCCAACCCAUUCCAAAUGAUCCAAUCAAACGACCCCUAAAUAAUACCUAAAAGCUACUCAACAGUUACUGUUAAACACGUCCAUAAAAGAAUAUGCGUAGAGGAUCUAAUUUUCAAUACCCGACCCAACACGAGGUCCCCACGGGCCCAAUCAGCCGUGGCUCACACACCUUAGAAAAAGAAAAAGAAAAGGAACGGUUUUUUCCACAAAACACAAAAGCAUCUAGUAAGUAGUAACUGUCAGCUUCAAUCAUCUGAACCAACCAACUGGUGGAACUCUUUCACUUCCUGGCCUAAAAUAUCUGUUCACCUUCUUCCCAAUUUUCAUUUAAACCUUACAUUUCCUUAAACUCUCUAACAAAUCCUAACUCCUAACAAACAAGAUGAUUAUUCCAAAUAAUCUGCUUUUAGUUACACUAAUAUUAUUCUCAACCAUCUUACACAAUGCUGUUAUUAUCUCUGCUUCUUGCUCCAACAGACAGUGCAAGUUGAUGGAAAAUUGUGCAAGAAAUUCAGAUUGUGGUGCUGGUUUGUACUGCUCUAAUUGUCGGUAUCCAAGACCAAGUUUUAGUGGGUCAAAAUGUAUUCGAUCAACUGUCACUAAUCAAUUCAAACUUGUGAAUGAUUCUCUGCCUUUCAACAAAUAUGCAUUCUUGACAACUCAUAAUUCCUUUGCCAUCGAAGGAGAACGCCACAACACCAAAGCUCCUAGAGUAACCUUCAGAAAUCAAGAAGAUAGCGUCACACAACAACUACACAAUGGUGUUCGAGCCUUGAUGCUAGAUACCUAUGACUACAAAGGAGAUGUAUGGUUGUGCCAUUCGUUUAAAGGCCAAUGUCACUCAUAUACCGCAUUUGAACGUGCUAUCGAUACAUUGAAGGAAAUUGAAGUAUUCAUGGCAUCCAAUCCAUCAGAAAUUGUAACACUAAUCUUGGAGGACUAUGUGAAGACUCCAAAGGGGUUGACAAAAAUUUUUAAGGAGUCCGGCUUAAUGAAAUAUUGGUUCCCGGUAUCAAACAUGCCUAAGAAUGGCAAGAAUUGGCCCUUGGUUAGCCAAAUGGUAGCUAAGAAUCAAAGGCUUGUCGUGUUCACCUCCGAUAGGGAUAAGGAAAGAAGCGAGGGAAUCGCUUACCAGUGGAACUACAUGGUUGAAAAUCAGUUUGGAAGUAAAGGGAUGAAACCAGGAAGGUGUCCAAAGCGAAACGAGUCAUCACCAUUGAAUGAUCACACCAAAUCUUUGGUAUUAGUUAAUCAUUUUAAAACAAUUCCUUUGAAGCUAACAGCAUGUGAACACAACUCCAGAGAACUGAUUGAGAUGCUAAAAACUUGCUAUGUUGCUGCUGGUAACCGCUGGGCUAACUUUGUUGCUGUUGAUUUCUACAAGAGGAGUGCGGGAGGAGGAGCAUUCGAAGCAGUCGACACCCUGAAUGGAGAGCUGCUAUGUGGUUCCACUAACAUUCAUGCAUGCGUGAGAAAAUCAAGGUGAUCAAGGCCUUGCAGUUAUAUCCACAGCAUGGUAUUGUGGGAGCACAAGUCGAAUAAAUAAGCUUUAUGACAGCAGCUUAAUUAAGUUUUAUUAACAUCUAGUCCCUUUUGGAACAGUUUGGGUAGUUUAAAUAAUUAAAUGUUAACCUAAGUCUUGUACUUUGAUAAGGAAUUCACUAGUAAUAGUACUUGCAAAGUAAUAACCUCUUCCAUCACACAGAUGA